AUGAAGUCCGAGAUCGUACUCAAACUUCACCAACUUACAGUCGAUGAUUUUAUUGAUUUUUUAUCUGCGCCACUACUGACGAUGAUUUGGACACAUGAAAUAGAUCAUUAUUCUCAAGAAGAUCGUCAACAUAUAUCAAAAUUAGAACAACAACUAUUACAUGAAUAUCAAGAAUUAAAGAGUGAUAUUGAAGACAAUGAAUUGAGAUAUAAUUUAAUAUUUACUCGUCCAUUUAGUUCCUAUUUAUUACCAAAAGAUCCUCAACAUUUAGCAAAAGAACGACGUAUAUUUCUUGAACGUUUAUCACAUGUAGAAACAAGUCCAAAUAUUCAGUUUUUAAGCGAUGAAAUAAGAGAAGAAUUAGACUCAGCUACGAAUAGUGAUUAUACUGCUGAAUCAUUAUCAAUAUUAUUACAUGAAUAUUAUUUAAAACGUUUAUCAUCAUUAACAUAUGCUAAAACAUUACAUUGUGUUCGAUGGAAACGUUUUUGUCGAUAUUAUACAAAUUUUGAUCAUGUUCAAAAACAAUUUAAAUUACGAUCAAAUCGUAUUUUAGCUGAAUUUAACGAUGCAUUACAACGAACACAACGAUUACGUAGUGUUCGAGAAAGUUUAUUAUCAUCAUCAGCAACAGCAAAACAAACUCAACAGUUAUUAAUAGCUGAUGAUUAUAUUUCAUUUGUUCGUCAACUUGUUUGUCAAUAUCGUGGUUCAAAAUAUUUUGAUCAAUUUACACAAUUAAUACGUUUAUCACAUUUAAAAUUUCGAACAAAAUUAUCAUCAGAACAAACAGAUAUAAUUAAUCUUGAACCACCAUCAAUGCAAAAUUUAUCCUUUACAUUUCCAUCUUCUGUUCAUACAAAAUCAUCUAAUUUAACAAUAUUAAAUGCAAAUAAAUUACCAACAAUUGAUAUUGAACAAAAACAAACACUGGAAAAAUUAAAACCAUUAUUAAAACAAUACAGUAUACCCUAUGAUAUUGAUAAAAUAAAAACAAUGGGCGAUGAAAUGGAACUUUAUGCAACAAUUAUUAGACAUUUUCGUACACUCUUUUAUAAACAAGAACAAGAAAUUCCACGUUUUAAAUAUGAUUCGGCACCGGCAAAUAUUAUGAAUAUGUCACGACAAUCAUCAGUCUAUAAACUAUUAAAAUCAUCACCAUGGACAAAAUUUAUUGAUAUUUAUCCGGAAAAAUCACCACAAGUUGAAAGAGAUUAUUGUCGAUAUAAAAUUCGAUCAAAUACAAAUGCAAAAAAUGAUGAAUUAUUAAAAAUGAUAUCAAAAUUUGUUCGUGUACAUAAUGCUGAUAAAGCCACAAAUGUUUUAAAACAAUAUUUAAUUGCAGUUAAAACAAAACAAAAUGGAGCUAUUCAAAGAUUAGUUCAAAAUGCUAGUGGUCAAAGUGCAAUUGCCGAUAUUUUUUGGAGAAAUAUAUUUGAAGUUACAAAAGAUCAAAAUAAUAAUAAUGAUGAUGAUAAUCAAACUGAUGAAAUUGAAGAUGAUGGAAAUUUUCAUGAUGAUGAUGCAAAAUCGGCUCGAUAUAUGAAACGAGAUGAAUUUAAUUAUACGGAAACACUUCAAAAAUUAGGUCUCGAUGAUACUGGUAUGCAUGAUGAUAAUGAAGAUGAUGCAUCAGAAUCAUACGGUUUACAAUUAUCAUUUAUAACAUUACGUUUAUUAAGAAUUCGUGAACUUCGAACACAAUGUUUACAUGAAUAUAAUUAUAUUCGUUCUCUUCAACGUACUAUGACUAUUUAUGAACAACAUUUAACAAUUAUACCUGAAAAUAAAAAAUCAUCAAAAAGUGAAGAAUUACGUUCAAUUGAUGCUCGUUUUGGUUCAAGAAAAAUACCACAUACGUAUUUAUUUGAUGCACCAGAUCAGUGUACCAUUGAUGAUCUAAAUUUUAUGGAAUCAGGAGAGGAAACAGAAAAUUUUGAAGAUUUUUUUCAUUUUGAUGAUAAUAAUGAUAAUUGUGUUCAUGUACAAGAUCCAUUAGGUUUUCAUAUUAUUUAUGAUUGUGCCAUAGAUGAUGUACAACAAUUAGAAGAUGAAAUUAUUUCUAUUGGUUCAUAUUUUAUUGAAAAAGAAUGUGUUUUACAUCCACCAUCGUCUGAUGGUAGUAGUAUUGAUUAUACACGAAAAAUUGAUCGUUUCGAAGUACUAUGUAAUCUAUGGGAAUUAGAACAAAAAUAUUUAUAUUAUAAACGUCAAUUAUUAGAUUGUUACUAUGAAGUUUAUCAACAUACAUUUGAUGCAAAUGAACGAAAAUGUUUAUCAAAGAUAAUAACAGAUAUUGUAGCAAUGAGACCAAAAAUUGAUUUUAAAAAUAGUUCAUAUUUUAUUCAAUCAUAUAAUAUUGAAAUAAGAAUAUUAAUUGUUAAAUUAAAAAUUUUAAAAGAAUAUAUUAAUCGACAUGUUCGAGAUAUGCGUCUAAUGUGUGAUAAUUUAAUUGAAACAGAAUCAGAAGAUUAUGGUUCAUAUUUAUCAACUGGAAUAAAAAAACCUAAACCACCUUCAAUCUUUCUGAGUGCAUCAAAAAUACGAAAUUAUUAUUUAUUUGAAUAUAUUGAAUCAUUAUCAUCGAUUAGUCGAAUACCAUCAAUACUUACACAAACUAUCAAUGAACUUCUUUAUUUUGAACAAAUACAAAAUCGUACACAAAAUACAACUAUUUAUCAAUUAUUAUAUGAAUUAGAAUAUAUGGAUUAUUUAUAUACGACUUAUUCAACUUUAGAAAAACCUGGUCAUACAUUUUCACAAGCAAAUCAACGAGAUAUAUUUAAUUCAGUGUAUAGUGAAAAUCCACAAGUUGUAGCACAAUUAGCCACAGAAAUAUUAAAACAAAUUGAUGAUACACGAACAACAAAAAAAGAACAAUAUGAUAAAUUCACUAAAUUAAGUACUCAAUUAAUUGAUAUAAUUAAUCUAAGAUAUCGUUUAGUUAAAUCUGCUAGUGAAUGUGAAAUACUUACAAUGAUUUAUAAACAACAAACUGAUGUAAUGAAUAUUGAUCAUUCACAUUUAUAUAUGCGUUAUAUUCAAUUUGAAUUUGCCCAACAAAAAAAUAUUACAAUUACAUCUGCAACAGAAACAUCUGAUGGACGAUUGGAUAAAAUAACACAACAAAACAUGUUAUUUGCUAUUCAAGAAUUAGAAGAAGGACAAAUAGGACGAAUUAAUUUUCGAAAUAAAGAACAAUGGCAAUCAUAUAUAAAUGAUGGAGAAGAUGCGGUGGCAAACUUAAGAGCAGCAUUAAAAGCACAAUUAAUUCAUAAUAAUUGUGUCCACAUAGCUAUCUAUCAACAUCGUUUAGCUAUUAUAUGCAUAACAAAUCAACUAUCAACAAUGAAAAUGCGUGCCAAUUCAGCAAUGACACCAGUUGAAGAAAACAAAACUGGCCGAACGCAUAUUAAUACAGCUGCACAAUCAAAAACAUUAUUGAACAGUGUCCUCUACGAGAAUCAACGACGAAAAUUAUUUCGUGAUUAUUUUGUGUCGAUUCAAUUUGAAAAGACACCGUGUCGUGAUCAAAUUUUGAACGAUUUUUUGAAACAGCGUGAAUUGAAACCCUUGCAAUAUCAACAACCACGUGAAUCAGAAAAAUUGAAGCGAAGUUUAAUACAUGAGUUUGUUGAUCGUGUUCAUGCAAGGAUUAGUGUGAUAUCAACUCGAAUGCAACUACUAUAUGUAUAUAAUGGACUUAGACAGAUAAUAGAUGAAUUUCCAUUAACUGCGAGAACACAUUUUAUGUGGGGCAAAGAUCCAGUCGUUGAAAAUCCAGACGAAAAGAUCACAGCAAAAUUAGCAUCAUCACCAACGGUUCCAGAAACACUGCAGUCACAAUCAACAUUAGCAAAACCGACAUCAAACGGUUAUACAAGUCGAUUAGAACAAUUAUUUAAUAAUGAUGGUACUAAAUUAGUAAAUCUUUGGUAUAUACCAACAUCGAGUGAAAUUUUAAAUAUGUUCCGAAAUUUAUAUCCGGAUGUGGAUCAAGUUCGAGAGCGCCUAAGAGAUGCUGUGAGAAUUGUCUCAUCGUUAAAUGAUCUUAUUCACGUCACCGUUGCCUAUGCAUUGUUGAAUAAUGCAGCAGCUAGUUCAGAUCAAAGAUUGGUCGAUCGAAGUUUGGAUCUUAGUAUGUUUGAUCAAAGUGGCCAGUUUGCUUCUGAACUUCAUGAAAUUCAACGUGAAAUGGAUCUUCUAAUCGAAAAUGGUGUGACAAAUGACAAUUAUCAACAGCAACAACAAUUAAAUACAACAUUAGUGGCCGAUUUACUGGAGACAAAACGAAGUUUGACAUUAUUUCAAUUUUAUUUUGCUGGAGGUUAUUUAAUACCAAAAGCAUUUUUAACAGCAAAAAAUAAUGAGGCAUUUGAAUGUGUUCGUUCAAAUUCUCAACAUAUUCUACAUUAUCUUGUAAAUGAUUUUUCUUCUACAAAACCUUAUUAUGUACUAUUACCCGAUCCUCUGAUUCCUGCUCAACCUCUAUCUACUAAAUUAUUUCCAUGGACAACCUAUGAAUAUAAAUAUAAUGUUAAUUCGAAAAAACUUUGGCCAUUUUACAGUUUAAUUGGAUGGUUAAAUGUUUGUCUAAUUAAUUUAAGACCAAAUGAACUCACAACAGCCAAUGCUGAAAUAACCUAUGCUCAUGUGAUGUUUCAAGAAACAGAUGAGAUUAUGAAACACCGUUAUACUGAACCCAUCGUACUCAGAAAAACAAUGCUAAAAACGGGAAAUAUAAAACAUCCAUUGUUAAAUAAAUAUCAUCUAGCAGAGCUAUAUAUCAUUGCUUAUAUUCGUCUUGAAAUUUUAAGACGAGCAUGGAGUACUGGAAAAUUGAACGUUAGUGAUAUUACAAAUGUAAAAUCAUUUGAAGAAUCGGCCAUGAGUUUUCGUGACGAAAUUUUAUCACCUAUUCUACGACAAUUAGCAACUGUUGUGGGUGAAGGAAGCUUUUAUGAUAAUUUUGAAAAUGCAUUAUAUACUGGACAAUUACCUACGAAUGUAACCGAAUACGAUUGUAAACAAGCAUUAGUUGCACGUUUACUAGUCGAAAUUGAAAAACAUAUGAUUAAUGAUACAAUAAAACGAUUUAAACGAGAAAGAACUCUUGUAAUAGCAGAACGAAAUAGAGAAGAAGCCAAUUUACCAAGUGAUUUAUGGAAAAAACAAAAUUAUACAGAAGGUUUCAAUAUUAGUAGACCACAUAUUCUAGACGAAUUUGGAAAAUUAAUUACUCAAUAUGCUCUAAAUGACGUAUUCACUAAUAGUAUUUCGGAUACUAACAAUUUGAAUGAUGUAAAAAUGGAUAGUCAGUCUAUUGUAGAAGAGUCAAAUAUGAUCACAUUUGAUGAUGAUCAACAAUCGACAAAUGAGUCCGUAACUGUUGUGUCACAUAAAUAUGACGAUACUCUACUUCAAAUACGUAAAUCUGAUUUUGAACUAUGUUUGAAACAAUUAGGAAAUCGAAUUAUGCAACGUGAACACGAUAACUAUAUCAAUUAUAGUUCAUAUUAUGAAAGUUUACUAUAUCAUGCAAGACAAUUAUUACAAACACGUGAAAAUGAAAUUGAUUCAUUGAAAUUACAAUUAACAAAGCAACAUUACGAUAAUGAAAUUGAAUCACAACUGUUAACAUUACAAUCAUAUUAUGAACUUGUUGCUGAAAUAAUAAAAUUACGAUCAGCACAUGAUCAAUUACUAUUAGAACAACGAAAAAAAAUUCAUGAAACAACAUUGAAGAUAAGAGAAAAUUAUAUGAAGGUUAAUAAACAAUUGUUGAAUACAAAUUUAAUAUUAAGACAAAAAUUUGAAAAAUAUCGUGAACAUUUAUAUAAUUCUGUUGUCAAAAUUAUCUCACAAGUUAAAAUUGAUAUGUAUGAAAUGGCACGAACAAAAUUAGGUAAAGAUGGACAAUCUAUAAUUGAACAACAACAUAAUGAACAAACAAAACUUACUAAUAGUUUACAAAACGAAUUGUAUGAAACAAAGCAACGUUCAAUAAACGAAAAAAAAAGAAUCGAAGAUGAAUGGUCAACGGAACUUUCUAAAACUCAAAAAGAAUUACAACAAACCAAAUAUCGUUUUGAACGAUAUCAAAAACAUUAUACACGUAAAACGAAACAAUAUUGUGAAGAAUUACAUACAAUGAAAAAAAUCAAUAAUUAUUUGAGAAAAAAAAUUAUGCUCAAUGAUAACUUAUAUAGACAGUUAAAAGAAAAGAAAUCUAAAUUGGACAAUGAACACUCUGUUGAACGACACGAUGAAUUACGACAAGCAUUAAAUCAAAAACAAUUAAUUGAAACAAAAUUAAAGUAUAUGGAAAAGGUAACUGAACAAUUAAGUUUGAAAGAUAAUGAACUUGAGAAGAAAACAACUGAAUAUGAAAAAGAAAAUCAAGUCAUGAAACAAACGGCUAAUUAUGUUAAACGUGAUAUUGUCCACUUACGAAAACAGUUAGAAACAGAACGUUCGUUAAAAUUCGACGCAUUUCAAAAAGUUGAAACAUUAAAAACAAAUCUAGAAGAUUUAGAAGAAGAAUUAGAACAAAUAAUUGUUAAUGAUGAACAAAUACGAGCUGGUGGUAGCAGUAUAGUAAGUGGUCCUGCAAAAUUUUUAUCAACAUCUCGGCCAUCGACACCAUGGAUAACGAUUGAUCGUGAAAGAGAACCAAAUUGGCAACAAAUUAUGACAAAAACACGACCAGUCACAUCAUCUUCUUUUUCAAGAAAUACAAAUAAACAACAACGACUCGUCGGAAGAGUAUGUUAUUCAUCAACAAGUCGAAGACCACAAACAGCAAAUGUACAAAAUAUUAUAGAAAAUAUAACUCCGUUAACCGAAGAAAUUCUUUCAAAUCUCGGUACACAAUCAGCAACGCAAUCAUUGCAAAAAGUUCGAAUAAGAAGUGCAAAAGCGUGA
This is a messenger RNA of Didymodactylos carnosus, 6924 nucleotides long. NCBI's taxonomy places the organism in Eukaryota, Metazoa, Rotifera, Eurotatoria, Philodinida, Philodinidae. The record is from the annotation of a GenBank genome assembly.